Messenger RNA from Heterotrigona itama, 1273 nucleotides. The record is from the annotation of a GenBank genome assembly. NCBI's taxonomy places the organism in Eukaryota, Metazoa, Arthropoda, Insecta, Hymenoptera, Apidae.
AUGUUGUCACGUGGCACAACAAUUUUAAAAAGCGUAUGGGAAUUAAAUGGAAGGAAACAGACCGCAAUAAAUUUACAACAGAUCCGUACAUGGUAAGUCUGUAAGUAUAUUACAUAACGUUUACUUCAAAAGAAGGUUAGGUUUAUAUUUAGUAAAAAUUUUUAAUAUUUAUAAAAUACAUUAAAAAAUACAUUAAAAAAUCUGUAAAACAUUUCUCAUAUAUAUGCACACAAAUAUGUAAGUAAAUAUAUAUAAUAAUAUUUAAUUCAUAUGCUAUGAAUAUAUAUAAUUUAUUGUGUGGUUGUCCAAAAAAUUGGUGCCAAUUUUGAAGGAGAAUUGAAACGCAGGAGAUUUAAAUUUUAGUAUACACUUAUUAAAUUAUAUAGGUGCCAUUCUGUUCUACAACCUUUCUCCAUCUUUCAGGCAACUUGAAAAUUCCGUCUUUCCAGAAUCUCUUAGGUUUUUCAGCGAAAAACUUUUCUACGUGAUUUUUUAUCUUGACCAAAAAGUUGAAGUUUUUUCCAUUAAAGGAAUAUUUGUAAUGAUCGAAAUAGAUGGAAAUCAGAGGGCGCGAGGUCUGGUGAAUAUGGUGGAUGCGGCCUCAUGUGUCUUUGAUAACUUGAUAAAAGUUGUUGGAGCUCAGUUGAAAUGUUCUUUCAGCUAUAGCACUUUCGCCAUAAACAGUGCAUAUCUUGUUUAUCGCUUGUGUGGCAUUUUUGCCUUUCCGGUAAAAGAAAAGCAUUAAAUGCCUAAAAUGCACUUGUUUUCUUCCAUAUUCAAAGGCGUAUAAAACUGACAAAAAUUAACGUAUCUUAAACAAAUUUUUUUCCAAAUAUGCCUGAAGUACCGUCUUUUACGAUAUGUACGCUUGUCAUUUGUUUUCAAUCGUUCUGAUAUUCAGAACGAUUCAGACCUGUUCUUACGCCACCUACUAAAAAUCGGCACAAACUUUCUGGACAACCCAAUAUUUCAUUUGAAAAUUUAUUGUGAAUUUAUUAUUUCAAAAGAGUAAUUUAAUAUUAUAGUUUUGCCUAUCGUACAGCACCUGUACCUGAAACAAAAUGGGUAAUACUAGCAGAGAUAUGGUCUGGAAUAGCAUGGUGGUGGAUCUUUUGGAAUGCUUGGCAUGAGCAUGAGCAUAUCACUGUAAGUGACAUAAUUAUUUCUUAGAAAUUUUAUUUACUACCUACAAUAAUUAAUAUUUUAGGGUCAUUUCCCUGAGAUACGUCCAAUAGAAUGGAGUGAUGAAGAAUUAGGAAUUCCACCUGAUUAA